Messenger RNA from Candidozyma pseudohaemuli, 1545 nucleotides. RefSeq names its product mitochondrial import inner membrane translocase subunit TIM9. Gene Ontology annotation, molecular function: protein binding. Gene Ontology annotation, cellular component: NuA4 histone acetyltransferase complex. NCBI's taxonomy places the organism in Eukaryota, Fungi, Ascomycota, Pichiomycetes, Serinales, Metschnikowiaceae. The transcript is spliced from 2 exons. The coding region runs from base 1 to 1545 and encodes 514 amino acids. The record is from RefSeq and is a predicted model, not a curated record.
AUGGAUCAGUUGAACGUCAAAGAACAGCAAGAGUUCCAGAAAGUCGUGGAGCAGAAGCAAAUGAAGGACUUCAUGAGACUUUACUCCAACUUGGUCUCUAGAUGUUUCGAUGACUGUGUCAACGACUUCACCUCCGCCAACUUGACCACCAAGGAGUCUAGCUGUAUCGAGAAGUGUUCCGAGAAGUUCUUGAAGCACUCCGAGAGAGUCGGCCAGAGAUUCCAGGAGCAAAACACGUCACAUAUCAAAAAUGACACUGUCGAGUGUGAAUUGACAAAGUUUUUGUCCACACUAAACAAGCUCUUGAAGGACUACCAGAAGACAUUUGACCUAGACGACAAGCUGGAGAUGAUUGGAAGCGACAACCUACGAACCAUAAUAAGCGAAUCCGACUUCCAGCACAUUCUCAAUAUUCAUGAGGACUCCGUCAAAAUCGAUGCCACGCCGCAUAAGUUCCAGACUACACUUUCCAAUAUCCUAGUCAACACCGCAUUGAGCUAUAGUGAUACCUUGACGCUGGAGGUCAAUCAGCUAACGGAGAAAUAUCAUAAUACCGAUGAGAAUGCCAUGGAAGAACCUACAGAACCACCGCAAACAGAAGUCAAGCCGGAACUCCCCACCUCUGAGGUACCGGCCGAGGAUAAAAUGGAAGUUGAUGAGUCUCCACUGGUGGAGCAAGUUCCAGAGUCCACUACCGAAGCUCAAACCGAAAAUGAACAGAACAAGGAGCCAGAGAAGCCCACAGAGCCAGUCAAGGAAGACGAAACCACAAAGGUCGAAGAAAAACUGGUUCAAGAAGAUACGACUGCUUCCACCGAGGAGCCUGCGCCAACUGCCCCAGAAAAGCCAGAGGAUAAAGAAGAAGAAAGUGCUGGUAGAGAUGAUGUCAAGGAGCCAGAGGAGCCAGAGGAGGCUGAAGCUCCUACUGAGGCCGAGGCCGUGACAGAGGCGUACGAACAGGAGCAUGUGGAUGACAAGGUCGAAGAAGAAGAAAGUAAAGAAGAUGAGAAGUCUCCUCAAGCUGAAGCUGAAGCUGAAGAGGACGAAAAUGAGGCUCCCAAGGUCAAGGAACCUUCGCCUGCUGUGGCUACACCUGAACCUACUCAAGAUGAAAACACUGCAGAGGAACACGAGGCAACUCCGAAGAGAUCUGAACUUAUAAAGGAGGAAUCCAGAAAGCGUUCUCUAUCGCCACUGGCGGCAAGUCAAAAACACAAGCGUUUCCAGAAUAUUGCAGUCAAUCUUGUCAAAACUAUAGAAGAGCAUCGCUUCUCCUCACCAUUCUUGACUCCAGUCAAUGCGAGAGAAUACGAACAGGUUAUAUACGAGCCUAAAGACCUCAAAAGUAUUCUCAAAGCCAUACGGCAGAAGGAUGUCCAAGCAUACGAGACUGUCAAGGAAUUGGAGAGAGAUAUCAUGCUCAUGUUCGCAAAUUGUGUGAUGUACAAUAAGUCAAACACGCAUUUGGUGGAAAUGGCCAUUCAAAUGAAAAAUGAUGUCCGAAAGACAUUCAAAAUGUUUGAAGAUGCAGAAUCAGGGAUUUAA